Gloeophyllum trabeum ATCC 11539 is the source of this 948-nucleotide messenger RNA. RefSeq names its product RNI-like protein. The annotation marks the transcript as partial. Lineage: Eukaryota; Fungi; Basidiomycota; Agaricomycetes; Gloeophyllales; Gloeophyllaceae. The transcript has 2 exons. The record is from RefSeq and is a predicted model, not a curated record.
GGGGUGAAGGACAUCAUAAAGGACAUCCGCUCGCGGCGGGUCGUCACGAAGUUGAUUCUGGGCCACAAUGACCUCGGGGACGACGGAUGCAUUACGCUGUUUGACUACCUGUGCUCUGAAGAAGGCCGGGGGUACAGGAUCGAGGAGAUCAGCCUGAACUCUAAUAACAUUGGCGAUCGCGGGCUGGCUGCAAUCGCAGAUUAUCUGCGAGAUAAUCACGCGCUGAAGAGCCUGCUCCUGCAGGGUAAUGCCUUCCGGGGCGACCCUGAGGUCGUCACCAGAUUCGCUGAGGCGCUCAAUUCCUCUUCUCUGGAGAUGCUCUCCUUAGCGACAAACACGUUCCUCUCGGACCCUUUCAUAUCACGAUUUCUCCCGGCCCUUCAUGCUCGUCACCUGCGGGAACUGCACCUGACCUUGCUGAAUAUCACGAACCGGUCCAUGGACCCCCUCAUCCACUACCUCAUCUCCCCCCAUUGCCGUUUGCGCACGCUCAGACUGAACGGCAACAGCUUGGGAGCCCAUGCCGUCGGUCAAAUAAUACGCGCGGUGACCGUGUCCAACUACAAUCUCACCCGGUUGGAGAUGCUAGGCAACUUCAGCCCAGUGCCCGGGCCUGGGCCCGAUGGGGUACUGGAUGAGAGGGAGUUCAACGCCCUAGCACAAUGGCCGGCCCGCGAGAAGGAGUUGAAAAGAGUGAUGGAGCGCAACGACUACCUGGCCAGGAUGCGGGAGAAAGAAGCGUUGUCCUUGCUGGUCCUCGCGCGCCGAGUACUCCUCCGCUCCAGACGAAGCGACGCAGAGUCCCUUGUCCCUCAACAGGACGCUACCUCCAUGCCGCGGCUGCCCACCGAGUUGAAGCUGCAUAUCAUGUCCCUCGCCGCGCCGCGCCUGUCGAACGCGCAGUGUCUCCGCAUAUUCGCGUACGCUGCCGACCCGGAGACGCUGCCG